Molecule: messenger RNA, 288 nt
Organism: Symbiodinium pilosum
Lineage: Eukaryota; Dinophyceae; Suessiales; Symbiodiniaceae
Source: the annotation of a GenBank genome assembly
AUGUUGGUCACCCGAAUGCUGGAGCCAGCCAAAGUCGUCCAAAAGGCUGACAACCAGUAUGACGAGCAGGUCAGCGUCAGGAACAACCGGCAGAUUUGGCUGAACUACUCUCAGGAGCAAAAUAUCCCAGAAGUCUUCCAUCUGCUCAAAAGGAUGCACCGGGCUGCUCGCAUUCCUGACGACGACGCAGAAGCGCUUCAAAUAGGUCACUAUGGCAUCGGUGAGAAGUACGAGACGCACCAGGACUCAGAUCCAAAGCGACUUGGAUCGCACGGCAGAGAGCCAUGA